Pogonomyrmex barbatus (red harvester ant) is the source of this 3496-nucleotide messenger RNA. It is a transcript of the gene Hsl, whose product is annotated as hormone-sensitive lipase. Gene Ontology annotation, molecular function: triacylglycerol lipase activity; sterol ester esterase activity. NCBI's taxonomy places the organism in Eukaryota, Metazoa, Arthropoda, Insecta, Hymenoptera, Formicidae. Gene Ontology annotation, biological process: cholesterol metabolic process; triglyceride catabolic process. Gene Ontology annotation, cellular component: cytosol. The record is from RefSeq and is a predicted model, not a curated record.
AGAUGCGACAGCCGCUCUCCGGAGGAGGAAGUGGAGCGCGUUCCCGUUUUGCAAAUCCGCGCGCGCGUCGCGUCGCGUCGCGUCGGGCCGAACAGAAUGACGGGUGUCGAGUGACGCUGUCGAGCGCGAGCCUUCGCGAGCGUCGCGUCAACGUGAGUCGCCGAUUCUCGUCGUCGACCAUUGUCGAGUUCGAUCCGUGGCGUUUUGAUUUUGAGACGCGUCGCGACGCGGUUGAAUUUAAUCUCGCCCCCGCUCGGCCUAAAUCGCGCGCCGCACGUCAUUCGCGCAAUGCACACGCCGAAGGAUCUCAUUGACACAAGCGCGAUCGCCGUGCGUGGGAUCGUCGUAAUCCGUUAUAAUGCGGCGGAAAUUUACGUCGGCCGACAGAUCGGGCGAUCGGUAGUCGUUUAGAAUGCUUGGCAUUCAAAGUUUCGGUCGUUAAAUUGUUGACAGUUCAGUCGACGAAAUUCCGCAGGAGAGAUAGAGAGAGAGAGACAGAGAGGAGAGAGAGAGAGAGAGAGAGAGAGAGAGAAAGCGAGAGAAAGUCAUUCAGAGCGUCGUCCCAAGGAAUCGUUUCAAAUGUCGACGCUCAACGAUGACUUCGAGAGACCGUUCGAAGAUUUCGAGCACCUGCAAUGGGGUGCAUUGCGCGAUAUAUGUUGUGCCAGCGUGGAGUAUUUUACGUCCCAUCAGGAUAAGAACGGCGUCCGGAUCAAGGCCGCCCUUCUGGCGAUCCUCGAUUAUCUCACUCAAUUGCAGCCGUUGUAUAGGGAGAUCGCCAGGUUCGCGCCGUACUUCGAUUUCGAUGAAGAGACUCCGGGAAACGGAUACAGGAGUUUCCUUUCAUUGGUCGACAAGUGCAUCAUGCACUCCGGUCAGGUCUGCCGGCAGAUGUAUCAUCAAAAGGACUCUGUGUUCUUCCGAAAGAGUUACUAUAUGAAGGAAAUAGAAGCAUGUUCUCAGCUAUUGGCAUCGCUGUUCACAUGCUUACAACAAUUAAAAACAAUGUACUCGUGGAGCACAGAGGUAACAAGUGAUGGAAAGCUGUCAUUGUUCCCGCUGGAUCAAUACAGCGUUCAAGAUCUUUUCAGUAAUGCACAAAACGUUAAUCAGUAUUGCUUUUAUGGCAGAUGUUUAGGAUUUCAGUUUUGUGACAGUUUAAGACAUGUAUUAAAGACAUUAUCAUUCUUUAUGGCAUCCUUCAGUGAGAUGUAUUAUGGUGACACACUACUAAGACUUUGCACUAAUUCCGUUAAAUAUUUAUUGGAUCCUGAAGCAAGAGCGCGUCGUAUUGUUAAUAUUUCUCAGCAUGCUGACAUUUCUUUUUGUCAAGCAUUUUGGUUUUUGAGCGAAUCUGCAAUAAUGACAAUGAUGAUAACUUCAAAUAUAGCAAUUAAUCAAGUAAUAUCUAUCCCACCUGAGGAAUUAAUCCUAUCUACUCUAGAUGGUGGGACAAUUUCAAUUCCAAUACCAAACAGUCAUAUUGGGAAAAAGCCAAUCCAUGUCAGAUUGUUAAGUUCCAAACGACGUUUAGGAAUGGUUGGAUCUGGAGGUAUAGGGGGAGAAUUAUGUGGUCUAUGUGAUGAACUAAUUAUUCACACUCAUGGGGGUGGAUUCGUGUCACAAACUUCGCGAUCACACGAAAUAUAUCUACAAAAUUGGACUAUGACGCUCGGAGUACCAAUCUUGAGCAUAGAUUAUAGUCUAGCGCCAGAAGCACCUUAUCCUCGCGCUCUCGAAGAGGUUCUAUAUGCUUAUGCAUGGGCGUUAAAGCACGCAAAUGCAUUACUUGGAAGUACGGCAAAAAAAGUGAUACUUGUCGGUGAUUCUGCAGGUGGAAACUUAAAUUUAGGAGUUACUUUGAGAUGUAUGCAAUUAAAUAUAAGAAGACCAGAUGGUAUUUUUAUGGCGUAUACACCACUACUCAUCGAGUUCGCGCCGUCGCCUUCUCGUAUGCUCUGUUUAACAGAUCCAUUAUUACCGUUCGGUUUUAUGAUACGAUGCUUGAAAGCUUACGCCAUAACCGAUAAAAAACCAAAGGAGCAGGAAAAUGGAGAAGAUAUCAAGUCGGAUACAGAGUCUUUUGCAGAAGUGAGCGAAAGUGAUCUUAUAGCAUUAGCCCUGAGUCCAAAUGGAGACGGCGCAAAUGAUGCCGAGAAAUUAGUAUCUCUUCCAUCUGAUUCGACAUUAAAUUCUGUUAGUUUAACAGAAGUCGAUGGUACAUCAGCCAGUGCCGAAUGUCCGAAAGUACAGGCGAAAUCUCGAGAAUUCAUCAACAAAUUUUUAAAUAUAUACAGAAAUUCCGGUUUUGCUUCAACAUCAUCGCCUGUUACGAGGAAUGGCAGUAUUAGCAGAAACGGUAACAGUUCGGGACAAAGUAAUAAAUCAUGGUCUUUAUUCGGGUGGUCUUUUGGUAGAAGAAGCAGUAAGGAUAGCAGGGAACUCAAUAUGGACAAUGUCAUUUCUUCUGAAGAAUUCGUCCUUACGAUACCAAGGGAUCCUUUCUUAAGCCCUUAUCUCGCACCAGAUAAUAUGCUAGCUAAUUUGCCGCCCAUAAAGUUACUGACAUUACAUCUUGACCCUUGUCUUGAUGAUUGUGUCAUGUUUGCGAGGAAGCUUCGCUCGCUUGGUAAUAAAGUUACACUGGAUAUUUUACCGGGUUUGCCACACGGAUUUCUUAAUCUUUUACAGACUUCGAAAGAAGCGAUGGAAGGUGCAGAAUUUUGUGCCAGAAGGAUAAAAGAGUUACUGGAGCUAUAAUUGUGCAAUGUUUAAAAAAGAAAUCAUUAUUAAAAUAUAUAUAUUGAUCUAGAGCAAGCAGAUGUACUUCAGUGUUGCAGCAACACUUAUUUAUACAGCGAAUGUAGUUAUAUCUGGAUGCAACUAAAUACCUGUUAUUAUUUUCUGCGGCUUAACUAUAUUUUAUAACAUUUCAGAAGUUAGGCGCAUAAUAGACAAUGCUUUACACUGACAAUUUUCUACUGUACUAUUAGCUGCACUAGUUAUUACUGUUGUCACAUUGAUGUUAUAUAUUGUUGCAUUGAACAUCAUUAUCUUAAAAGGUUAGAAUAUAGGGUCUUGAAUCUGGUAUCUGAUAUUAUAUAUUAGCAAAGAACAUCUUGUACAAAGAUAGAUUAAUUUAUUCUGAUUUUUUACACAUAUAUGUAAAGCAUGUAUAUGAAUUUCUAAUUUCUUAAAUAUGAUAUAUUUCUACGAAUAUAUUUAUUAGGCACAUAUAAUAUCUUACAUUAGAUAGUAAGCUAAAAUUUUUUUUGCACAUUUUCUCCGUGCAUCCUAAUCCUGUAAUGUUCAUUUUAACAUGACAAUUUUUGAUAUGUAAAACGUCCAGUGCAAUAUACUUAUUUCUUACAAAUAUAUUUUUCAAUAUGCACAUACUUGUUUUAAUGUCACAAUUUUAUAAAAAAAGAUAUUUGUAUAUGAAUUUUUUAGUGUAUUGAGUACACAGAAAUUCAUGGACAAUAAAAACAAUAUCUGC